GCAAAUGUUUCCACGAUGCUGAUCCGGUAAACUUGAUCAACGGUUCAUUGACUUGUGUAGGCCGAAGCUGUAGGCUUCACUCGUAAACAAGACCCGCCGGCUCCGGUCAUUACAUCAGAGAAAAGCUCCGCCGGUGAACGGAAACCGGACAUCGGUGUACCGGGCGAGAGAGAACGAUCGCGUGCUUUGAGAUGCACUGAAGCGCUUCCCGUCGCUCCUCCAUCACAAACGAUUUAACCGCGACGCGUCUCCGUUAUGGAGGACUGGAGCGAGUGUUUGGAUGUGGCCGUGCAGAUCGCGCAAAGAGCGGGACAGGUGGUUCAGUCGGCAGUGAAGCAGGAGAAGCGGGUGAGUAGCAAAAGCACGCCCACAGACCUGGUGACGGAGGCUGACCAUCAGGUGGAGGAGCUCAUAAUCUCCACGCUCAGGGAGAAAUACCCCUCGCACAGGUUUAUCGGUGAGGAGUCAUCUGCCGCUGGGGUGAAGUGUGAACUGACGGACAGCCCCACUUGGAUCAUAGAUCCCAUAGAUGGGACGUGUAAUUUCGUGCACAGUUUCCCCAUGGUGGCAGUAAGUAUCGGAUUUGCCGUAAGGAAAGAGCUGGAGUUUGGGGUCAUAUACCACUGCUUCGAUGGGAUGCUGUAUACAGCACGGAAAGGACACGGAGCGUUUUGCAAUGGCGUUCGACUGCAUGUUUCCAAAGAAAAAGAUGUGUCCAAGGCCCUUAUUUUAACAGAGAUCGGUGCAAAGAGAGAUCCCGCCACAUUGGACAUCUUUUUAGGAAAUAUGAAAAAACUGUUGAGUGCACCCACUCACGGUGUGAGGAUCAUUGGCAGUUCAACACUAGCACUUUGUCAUAUAGCCGGUGGGGCGGCGGAGGCCUAUUACCAGUACGGCCUGCACUGCUGGGACAUCGCAGCGGCUGCUGUCAUCAUCAGGGAGGCGGGCGGCUGUGUUAUUGACACCACAGGGGGCCCGCUGGACCUCAUGUCCAGACGCGUGGUGGCCGCCGGGACACGUGAGAUAGCAGACUAUGUCGUAAAACAACUGCAGCCUAUAAACUACGGCCGUGAUGACAGCGAGCCAGACGCCCUGGCCUGAGUGCCAUCGUGACCUCUGACCCCAUUCUAAGCCUUUUACCUCAAAAUACACAAUCCUGCCACAUUACAUCUACAUUGUCUUUUAAUGCAACAUUCACUUUUUUAGGUUUUUAUGAUUGAACAUCAAACCGUUCGUAUUCAGGUUUCAGGUCACACCGAACGUUUCAGUACAACCAUAUUUCACGUUUUUAUUACUUUGUAUUUAUUAAAUUGGUUCAUUCAUGGCAACACAAGUGACAGAUCUUCAUGGGCACAUACAUCAUACGUGUCUGAUUCAUGAUUUUUGGAUGCCUUGAAAUUGCAGACAAUGCCAAAUUCAACAAACCAUUUGAUGAAAUCAUUGAAAACAACAUAAUAUAGAUCAAUGCACAAUUAACAUGUUAUUAUCUGACGAAGAUCUAUCCUGAACAUUUAAUUGUAGUUAUUUCAUUUAAGGAAGUCAUUUAUAUUGACAUGGUCAGUAAAUUGGUAUAUUACAGUAGGCAAAAACAUGCUGCUAACUUGGAUCAUUACUCAGGAAUUAUUUUCUUUGUAAUGAAAGUCGUCAGUUAUACUGUAUAAGAUCAUGACACCUGGUAUUACAAAGCAUGCUUUACCUUAACUGAUCUGUAAUUCAUUAUUUACAAAGAAAGAAAAAGAUAUUUAGUCAUAUACACAAGCUAAGGGACACUCUUAAAAAAUAAAGGUCACAGCGAUGCCACAGAAGAACAAAUUUUGAUUCCACAAAGGACCAUUCAGUCAAAGGUUCUUUGAAGAACUAUCUCUUUUUUACCUUUUAACUACUUUGUAUAUGAAAAGCCUUUUUUAGCCACAAACAAACUUUUGUGAGACAGAAAGGUUCUUCGGAUGUUAAAGGUUCUUUAUGGAACCAUCUAGACCAAAAAGGUUCUUGUAUGGUAUGGAGAAGCACCUAUAUUUUUAAGAGGGUAAUAUUUUACCUUAUAUGGGUCUACAGGGGUAUCUAUUAAAUGCUCUUAACAACCUAAAAACACAGAAACAAAAUCAAUCCUUGAAAUUGGAAAAAAGGGUUCAUUCUUAAAGAGACCUUGAGACAACUGCGGUUUUAAUUCACUUUUUUAUGUUUUUGUAAUAAUAGAUAAUAGCCUAGAUCAGGGCUAUUCAAUUAGUUUAUCAUGGGGGCCAGUUCAUGAAAAGCAUCCCAAAUGAGGGGCCGGAGAGAUAUGGCUUGCAAUAUGAGAGAUGACACAACAACAAUAAGAAAUCUGUUUUAUUUUUUCCCAAAUUCCGUUUUUUCUGUUUUCAUUUUUCUGCAUUCUGCAUUUUCCGUCCUUCACUAUACAAUAGUAAUAUAUUUGCCCACAUGAGAAAAAUACUUCAGUAUACUACAGUAUUCACUUAUAAACUGUAUUAAAAACCUGUAGUAGAUACAGUACGUUGAACCAUACAGGGAAAAACCUGUAUGGUUCAACGUAAGAUUCUGUAAGAAACCUGUAAGAUUAUUUUUAGAAAUAAUAGAAUCUUACAUAAUACAUUUGCAAGAUUCUGUGCCAUUCCGCGUUAUACAGCAAAAUCUGUUUAAUGUCUGAAAUCCGUGAUUCAAUCUUAAGGCCGUGUAUGUUGUAUUUUUACAUUUUUUCCCCAUAAGACACCCAAAGUUUUUUUCCUACAUUUAAACAUGCUGAUGUUGUAUGUUAAACUGCACAACAACAUCGGUGCAUUGUAAGAUGCCCAAGCAGGCUUUUCUACAUUCCAACAUGUUCAUUUGUUGUAUUUUGAAACUGCAUAACAAAAAAGGAAAAUUCAGUGAGUGAAACAACAUUAACCUACAUUCUGACAUGCCGCCAAUUGAAUAGCCCGGGCCUAGAUGAUCUAACAGAGGACAGUUGUCUUACAAAUACAAAUGAGAUGUUUAUUUUUCACUGACAGUGUUUUAUUUCAGUAAUUUCUCCUGCUGUGAUCUAAAAAAAAUCAGCUUUUAAUCCUUGUGUGAAUCAGGGUAACAUUCCUAUUGUAUAAAAAUAAAAGGCAUACACA
Molecule: messenger RNA, 3095 nt
Organism: Triplophysa rosa
Lineage: Eukaryota; Metazoa; Chordata; Actinopteri; Cypriniformes; Nemacheilidae
Gene: impa2
Product: inositol monophosphatase 2
Exons: 8
Coding region: 256-1101 (281 amino acids)
Biological process (GO): signal transduction; phosphatidylinositol phosphate biosynthetic process; inositol metabolic process
Molecular function (GO): inositol monophosphate 1-phosphatase activity
Source: RefSeq, a predicted model, not a curated record